AUGUCGUCACUCCGAAAUGCAAUAAAGCGAAAAACUCACAAAGAGAGGCCGCAACCGCAAAGCCGCAGUAAAUUUGGCCUCCUUGAGAGAAAGAAGGACUACAAGGCUCGUGCAGAUGAUUUCCACCGGAAGGAGAAAGCUCUGCUAAAUCUGCGACGCAAGGCAGAGGAGCGGAAUCCCGAUGAGUUCUACUUUGCCAUGGAACACACGCGCACAAAAGGUGGAGUGCACCUGAAGAGCUCGACCCAAGCCAACAAGUAUUCUCAGGAGCAGCUGCAGCUCAUGAAGGGGCAGGACAUCGGGUACCUGGAACUGAAGAGGCAGUCAGAAGCAAAGAAAGCGGAGCGGCUGCGCAAUUCGCUCCAUUUCAUAGGAGCACCGGUGCGGAACAGCCACACGCUGUUUGUGGAUGAGGAAGAGGCUGCCUCUUUCUCUCCCCAGGAUUGCUUCGACACUCCUGCAGAGCUGCUUGGCCGAACAUACAACAGGCCGAGGCGGUCUCAGCUCAACGAAGCUGCCGCCAUCAGCGGC
This is a messenger RNA of Coccomyxa subellipsoidea C-169, 531 nucleotides long. RefSeq names its product small-subunit processome. Lineage: Eukaryota; Viridiplantae; Chlorophyta; Trebouxiophyceae; Coccomyxaceae. The annotation marks the transcript as partial. The transcript has 4 exons. Gene Ontology annotation, cellular component: small-subunit processome; nucleolus. Gene Ontology annotation, biological process: rRNA processing. The record is from RefSeq and is a predicted model, not a curated record.